AUGGAGGCUCUCUGGUCCUUUGUCGACCAGCAUUGGUGGCUGACUAUCUUCGCCCUGACCUUCCUGCUUAAGGGCGUGCGCACCGUCGUGAACGCCAUUGCCUUCUACGCGCUCUACAGCCCCACGCCCAUCCCCGAGAAGCCCACGUACACGGCCGACGAUGUCACCGUCAUCCUGCCCUCCAUCGACGGUGAUGGCGACGAGCUGCGGGAGACCGUCGGUUCGAUCCUGCGCUGCGCGCCUGCAGAAAUCAUUUUGGUGACGAUCGACGCCAACGUCAACCGGGCCAAUAAGAUGAUAGACGCCAUGGGCGGCGCCGCCCAGAAGACGAUCCGAGUUAUGAGCGUCGCCCAAGCAAACAAGCGCCGCCAGAUGUGCGCCGCAAUCCCGCAGGUCAAGACCAAGAUCAUCAUCUUCGCCGACGACGACGUGACCUGGGGCGAACGUCUGCUGCCCUGGAUCCUGGCCCCCUUCGAGGACCCCAAAAUCGGCGGCGUCGGCACCAACCAGAAGAUCAAGAGGAACCCCGACUUCCGCUAUCUCUCCCGAGAGUACCUGUGGCAGUUUCUCGGGGAAAUGUACAUUCGGCGCCGCAAUUUCGAUAUCACGGCCUGCACCCAGAUGGACGGGGGUCUCCCCUGCCUGUCCGGCCGCACCGUCGCCUACCGCGCGCGUAUCCUGCAAAACGGCGAUUUCACCCACGGCUUCCAAAACGAGAAGUGGAACGGCUACACGCUCAAUGCUGACGACGACAACUUCAUCACCCGCUGGAUGGUCUCGCACGGCUUCGACACCACCGUCCAGUACCACCACGAGGCCGAGGUCCAGACGACGCUCGAGUGCAACCCGCGGUACUUGCGCCAGUGCCUGCGCUGGGUGCGGAGCAACUGGCGGAGCAACCUGACAACCAUGUUCGUUGAGCGCCACACCUGGACCCGCCAGCCAUGGAGCACCUACGCCGUGCAGCAGACCACACUGACCGCCUGGGCCCUGCCGUAUGACCUGACCCUGUUCUACACCUGGUACCGCGCCAGCCUCAGCGAGGACUACCACUACGACACCAGCAUGGCCGGCGCCAUUGCCCUGGCCGCCUGGAUCGUCUUCAGCAAAUGCACCAAGCUGAUGCCUCACUUCGUGCGGCACCCCGAGGACACGAUUCUGCUGCUGCCCGUCGUCGUCGUGUUCGGCUACGUCCACGGCUUGAUCAAGUUCUGGGGCUUGGUCACGCUCAAUGCUACCACCUGGGGCAGCAGACCCGCCGCCGAUACCGACGACGCCAUCCGAAUGGAGCGGCCCAAAGCGCAAGCAGGCUUUGCGCAUUCGGACAACGAAAAGUUAUCACUGCAUUCUUCAAAAUAG
Molecule: messenger RNA, 1359 nt
Organism: Lasiodiplodia theobromae
Lineage: Eukaryota; Fungi; Ascomycota; Dothideomycetes; Botryosphaeriales; Botryosphaeriaceae
Product: Glycosyl transferase family 2
Exons: 4
Coding region: 1-1359 (452 amino acids)
Source: RefSeq, a predicted model, not a curated record